Molecule: messenger RNA, 1434 nt
Organism: Baudoinia panamericana UAMH 10762
Lineage: Eukaryota; Fungi; Ascomycota; Dothideomycetes; Mycosphaerellales; Teratosphaeriaceae
Exons: 2
Coding region: 359-1108 (249 amino acids)
Biological process (GO): superoxide metabolic process
Molecular function (GO): metal ion binding; superoxide dismutase activity
Source: RefSeq, a predicted model, not a curated record
UGGUAAUAAAACCCUGCACCCAUUAGUCACUUGUAACGUGCUUCAGACGUAGAAGGGUGAGGUGACGUUGAGCGAUUCAUAAGCACGGAUAACGUAGGUCCUAGCUACAGUCCUCAAACCUCACGAGACGGGUCAGAAGGAGGUCUCUACCUCCCCCCGUUUGGGUGAAUCAGUCCAGGACAUUGAUGCCUCCAGGAACACGUUCGGAAUCCAGAUGGCCUUUGACAAGAAUAGAAGGAGCAUUCUUCAUGCGAGCUGACACAGUCACGAGCGUACAGAAAACGUGCUCAAAGCCCCUCGCUCCUGCUGACCAAACAAGCACCUUGAUGUCAACUCGCACCUUCUCCGACACGGCCCAAUGCAGAUUCUGAACUUCACCCUGCCGCUAGGUCUCGGCUGGAUGGUGUCUUCUGCGCAAACCAGGCUAGAUUCGAUUCAGCAAGCCUUCCUUCCGACGCCCAACAACACAGCGACAACGACGGCAAUCAUGGCGUACACGCUCCCCAAGCUACCCUACAGCUACGACGCCCUUGAGCCUCACUUCGACGCCGAGACCAUGGAGAUCCACCAUUCCCGGCACCAUCAGACCUACGUCAACACCCUGAAUGCCGCCCUUGAGGGCCAAUCCGACUUCUCUGCCCUGGCUGUUGAUGACCUCAUUACCAAGCUCGACCAGGUCCCAGCGGACAAGCGCGGCACCGUCCGCAACCACGGAGGCGGGCAUGCCAACCACUCCUUCUUCUGGAAGAACCUCAAGACCAAUACCACGCUGGGUGGUGACCUCAAGUCUGCAAUCGAGAAGGACUUUGGCUCCGUCGAGGCCUUCCAGAAGGAGUUCGAGACCGCAGCUACCAAGGUCUUCGGUUCUGGGUGGGCGUGGCUCGUUCACGAGGAUGGAAAGCUCAAGGUUGUCACGACUGCCAACCAGGACAGCCCGCUGAUGCCGAAGUCUAUCUCCGGUGCCUCGGGGUAUCCAAUCAUUGGGCUUGACGUGUGGGAACAUGCGUACUACUUGAAGUAUCGCAACAAGCGUCCCGACUACAUCAAGGCGUACUGGAAUGUGGUGAAUUGGGAUGAGGCGAGCUCGAGAUAUGAGCAGAAAAAGUGACGGUCAACAACGUACCAGACGUGCAGUGGAUCGAGACAUGCACAAAGUAUAGCUUCACUCGACGAGAUAUCUACCAAUGUAUACCCGUGAAACAUAAUCUAGCUCUAUCAUGUAUCUCUUGUGUAAUCGCUCGUCUGCCUCCAUUGACGCCCAAAUUUCAUCACAAACCCUGGCACGGGAGCCAAAAGCAUGGAAAGAGCGGCCAGGACCGAAAGACCGAAGCCGUAUCCCAAGCGCUCCACAAGCGGAGCAGCGGCCAAGGGAAGGAAGGUUCCCAUCAGGCAUCGCGUGAUGAGUACCGCAGUCAUGGCCGAGGCAGAAUAUGA